AUGUCUACUCCACAUGUGACGAUGUCCAAUGGAUCUUCGCAUGAUGUGGAGCCUAUAGCAGUUAUUGGAAUGGGCUGUCGAAUGCCAGGGAACGUUCGAAGCCCUUCGGACUUUUGGAACCUUCUGAUAUCCCGGGGUAUCGCCAACACUCCAAAGGUUCCCGUGUCCCGUUUCAAUAUCGAUGCAUAUCUACAUCCAAGCAACGAACGCCCCGGAAGCUUUAAUGUGCCAGGGGGCUAUUUCAUCGAAGGGAACCCUUACGACUUCAACCCGGGAAUGUUCAACAUAUCCCCCGUCGAAGCUUCAUGGAUGGACCCUCAGCAACGAUUAUUACUAGAAGUCGUAUAUGAAGCCUUCGAGAAUAGCGGAACUACCCUAGACGAGGUAUCAGGUCAAAAGACCGGAUGCUUUAUAGGGUCAUUUACGUUUGACUUUCAGCAGUCUAUGGCAAAGGAGCCUGACUUUUUACAUGCCUACUUCGCUAUGGGCGCCGACCCUGGACUCCUUGGUAACCGGGUUAGUUAUGUGUACAAUUUAACAGGACCAAGUCUAACCGUCAAUACGGCAUGUUCCUCGUCAUUAUAUGCUUUAGAUCUAGCAUGCAAAUCAAUAGCUUCCGGGGAGUGCGAUAGCGCUAUCGUAGGCGGCACCAACCUGAUUCUCGAUGCCUGCCAACACAUGUGUAUCGCUAACAUGGGUGUGCUUUCAUCAACGAAUACAUGCCACACGUUUGAUGCGUCUGCAGAUGGUUACGGGCGAGCAGAGGGCGUGGGUGCUCUAUAUCUAAAGCCCCUGAGUGCGGCUAUCAGAGAUGGUGACCCUGUACGUGCUGUGAUUCGAGCUACCGCAAGUGGCAGCAGCGGAAGGUGUAAGGACGGCUUGGCCCAUCCUAGCGUCGAGGGACAGGUAGAAAUAAUCAAGACGGCGUAUCGUCUGGCAAAGCUAUCGCCCGAAGAUACUACCUAUGUUGAAUGCCAUGGCACAGGAACGCCAAUUGGUGAUCCCAUAGAAGUAAAGGCUGUCCAUGACGCCCUAGGGGUCAAAUUGUCAAAAUCAAAUCCAAUUCUCAUUGGAAGUGUCAAACCGAAUGUCGGCCAUAGCGAGGCAGCCAGCAGUAUGGCGACCCUCAUCAAAACAAUAAUGGCUCUAGAAAUUGGCAUUAUCCCCCCAACGGCAGGGGUUAGUCAAUUGAAUCCAAGUAUUCCUUGGGAAGACUUCAACGUACAAGUUGCCACGGAGCCGACUCCAUUCCCCGCGUCAAAGCCCAUUCGUCGUAUCAGCGUGAACGCGUUCGGCUAUGGUGGUACAAAUGCGCAUGCCAUUCUCGAAAGUGCAGAGUCGAUGGCCCCCGGAUACCGAACUCAUAAGCUCAUAAGCCAGGCAUCGAAAGAUGCUGGCGGACCCGAAACCCGCGACCCGAACGAUGAACGCGCACAUCUCCUCGUGUUCUCUGCACACGACGAAGCGACACUGAGGAAUAAUCUCGCCAAUUACUCAAGUGGUUGCAAUGAUAAAAGUCUUUUAGAUUUAGCAUACACUCUUGGGGUCCGACGUACCAAGUUUUCCCACCGAGCAUUUACAAUCGCUCGUAAGGAGAGCCUUGGAUCAGAUAUUACAUCUGCUUCUGUCAAUAUUACCCAAGCACCAUCGACACCAGCAGUAGCUGCCUUCGUAUUUACAGGGCAAGGUCCGCAAUGGCCACGAAUGGGAGCCUCGUUAAUCGAGGCGUACCCAUCCGUGUUACAGACGAUCCAACGUCUUGAUAGACACUUGAGCACUUUGGCGAAACCGCCGACCUGGAAAAUCGAAACUAUCAUAACAACUCCAGAGGAAGAGAGUGUUAUUAAUGAGCCCGAAUUCUCUCAGCCUAUUUGCACAGCUGUGCAGAUCGCUGUGGUUGACUUACUGAAUAGUUGGGGCGUCAGACCAGUGGCUACGGUCGGGCAUUCCUCCGGUGAAAUGGCAGCAGCCUAUGCUGCCGGGCUUGUGUCUGCCGAGAGCGCAAUUGCCGCAGCUUAUUAUCGUGGAAAAGCGGUCGCUUCCUGUGCAAAGAAUGGUGCUAUGCUGGCUGUUGGACUGGGCGCGAACAGCGCGAAAGAGUACAUCCAAAAGGCAUCCGGCGAAGGCAAAAUCAACAUUGCAUGUCACAACUCGCCCAAUAAUACCACAUUAAGUGGCGACCGAGCUGCGCUCGAAGAACUCAAGCAGAAUCUCGACGCCGAGGGUAUCUUUAAUCGCAUGCUUCAGACGGGUGGAAACGCUUACCAUUCAUACCACAUGAAGGAUAUUACCCCUAUUUAUGGCGAGUACCUCGACGCAGAGCCAAUUCCAUCCAGCAACUCAGAACCCAAGUGCUCUAUGUUUUCUACUGUACAAGCGAAGGAGCUCACUGAUCAAAACGGUAACAUCCCAAGCUCGUGGAACUCUUACUGGGUUGAGAACCUUGCUAGCUCUGUACUGUUCCGCCAAGGUGUUCAGCUUAUGCUGGAUUCUAAGCCCGAAGUCAACGUCCUUAUCGAAGUAGGACCCCAUCCUGCCCUCUCAGGCCCUCUCAAGGAAAUAUUAAAAGCAGCAGGCCGGCCGCAGGUUACAUAUUUGUCAACGCUAAAGCGGAGGCAGCCUGAUGUAGAUCAGCUACUUCAGCUCGCUGGUAAUCUUUGGUUGAACAAUGCGAGUAUCGAUAUGCGCCAAGUAACUGGCGUCGAAAGAUUAACCAAGAGUGGCGCUAUUGAAACACAGACAGGGCUGCUUUUAGUUGACCUUCCCGCCUACGAUUGGGAACGUUCGAGAUAUCUAUCAGAGCCUCGAUUCAGCAAAGAGAGGCGCGAGGCCGGAGAGCCCCGCCACGACCUCCUUGGCCGGAAGAUCGUUGGAACGUCCAGUCUCGAGCCAAUUUGGCGAAACAUCCUGCGCCAGCGAGACGUGCCCUGGUUAUCUCACCAUUCUAUUGCUGGAGAGAUUCUAUUACCUGCUACAGCAUACAUAGCACUUGCCAUCGAAGCCAUCACGCAGCUGAAUGCCCAACAGCAGCCACCCGUGGCUAUUGAAAGUUAUACGCUCCGUGAUAUUACUAUUCAUAGCGCGACGGUCAUUCCGGACGAUGACGAAGGCACGGAAACGAUGCUCCGUUUACAGCCGACGGAUAAGAAGUCUAAGACAUCUGGUGAAAGCGGGAGCCGCCAGUGGUACCAGUUUACUGCUUCCUGCAACACAUACGGGACCUGGAAGACCACUGCCGAGGGACGUAUCUGCGUAAACCUCAAGGAGCAGGAUGUAAGCAACGAAUCCCAGGGUCUACGCAAAACUCGUUCAGAACCCGGGACGAUACCUAUCGAAUACGACGAGUGGUUUUCGAAACUUCAGACACUCGGUAUAAAUCUGGGGUCCACAUUCCAUCGUCUUCACGACAUAUACGUGGAUACCGAAACUUCCACGGUCUAUGGAGGCAUAGAUAUCUCCCAAAAGUGCGGCUUGAUGGAAGCGGAGUCGCGCUAUAUAUUGCAUCCGGGUGUGAUCGACGCGUGCCUACAGCCAUACCACAUGUCCCGCCACGAAGGCCGGAUCGAGGACAUGCGCUACGGUAUGGUUCCAACGCACUUCGAAGAAGUGACCGUGUUCACUCCAUCGGAAGAGAGCCUAGCCAACCCGUGCACUUUCAAUUGCUUGGUUUCGCAACGCGGCAUUCGAGCAUGCCUGUCGAGUUCACAAAUCUUUACCCACGAGGGCUCACUCCUCGUUGAUAUCUCGGGCUGUAGAACGGUCCAAUAUCACGGCAGCCUUUCGGAUAAGAUGUACAAGGAGCUGCAGCGUGACUUGUUUCUUCAGUGCGAAUGGAAAGUCGAUGUUGACUACCUGAAGUGGGCAAACGACGCCGGACUCUUUAACCAGAAUUCCUUGGCCACCAUCAUCGAUGCACUGCUUCAUAAAGAUAUUACGACGAGAGUAUUAUGCCUCGAUCAUACCCUUGUACCAUCCAUCCUGGCUAUGCAUCCUGCUGCGGUCUUGACAGUCUUAGGUCCGGUUCCAAACGACACACUAGCCGCUCAGUAUGUCGACGAUGAGCGAAUAGUGUCUGCCGAAAUCGAGGCCUUACUCCUCGAUGCUAAGAAGCCCAGCGGAGGGUUCGACCUUGUUAUUGGUAAUAUCAUAGAUCAGACUGAUAUCCCUUUCCUAGAGCGUAUCCGUAAGCUCGUCACCCCCAAUGGCCGUCUCCUAUUCAACGUUGAGAACAAGUCUUCGGAGGGAUGGGACCGCGCUCUAAGAGACACCCAGUUCUCAGGUAUCGAGCUCCUGUCACCCGAUGGCACGUUGCUCACGACCGCGGUAGAAUCUGCACCCAAAGUCAACGGGGUUAGCGUGAACGGGGUUGGCAGCCAUGGAAACCUCACCCUUGUCUACCGCGACGCUCCCACGUCUCUUCUCUCGGUAGUAUCCGAGAAGUUUUCCAGCGAGGGCUGGAAUGUCCGCUCGCAAGCCAUUACAUCCCUCGACAUUUCGCCACAGGAGCGGGUAAUCCUGCUAGCAGAUGCGGAAGGCCCUUUCCUCGCCGAAUUAAACGAAGCCCAGUUGAAAGGACUGAUAGAUCUGAGCCAAAAGGCGUCCGUAAUCAACUGGGUAUCCUGUGGUGGUCUUCUCUCCGGAGACAAGCCGGAAUUCGCCAUGACAGAAGGCGCGGCGAGAGUCAUUCGAAACGAAAGGGAAUCGCUGGAUCUCGUAACCAUCGAUUUCGACGUGGAAACCACCUCCGAGGCCCGCGUAGCCGAGCUGCUGGCGGACAUCAUAAGGCGGCAGUCCACUCGAGGUCAGAAUGGAGAGACAGAAUAUUACGUGAAAGGGGGCGUGGUCUAUGUUAACCGCCUUGCGUCGUGCCGAGACAUCAACCGAGAAUUUGUCCCCGAUUCGGGAGAGACGAAAACCUUGCUACAGAAAGACCUCCCCGAAAUUUGUGGUCGGUUUAACCACGGAAGACUCGAGUUCUAUCGCGACCAGGAGCGUUUUGCGAAACCUCUGGGCGAAAACGAGGUGGAAGUCCACGUGGCAUCGUUAGGUAUAACUUCCGCGGACGGGACUGACGACGUGGCAUUCUUGAAUCACCAAAUCGCCGGCACGGUAACUCGUGUUGGCUCGGGGGUUGCUGAUACCAAGAUAUCUACCCGCGUAUUUGGGUUUGCGCUCGAUCAUCUAGCGACCUUCCAACGAACCUCCUCUGCGCUUUUGCAAGAUUUACCUCAAGGAUGUUCUUUGCCAGAGGCUGCAUCGCUUCCGUCUCCUUUUACCACGGCCCUUUACGGGUUAGAAGAGCUGGCAAGGAUCGAACCGGGUGAGAAUGUUGUCCUUAUUGAUAAUAUGGGUGACGUUACGCUGGCGGCGAUACAGCUUUGUCAACUUCACCAAGCAAACACCAUCGUGGUUACUUCGUCAUCUGCUUCGCAGGAGCUGCUGCUUACCAAGGGUGGAUUAACUCCCGCUCAAAUCAUCGAUGGCCGUGAGGGAAGCAUCUCACCCAAAGUAAAGAAAGCCACGGCAGGAAAAGGGAUUGACGUUGUCUUAUGUGCGGUAGGGACGAGCGACGAAGUUAUUUCAGAGCUGGGCCACCACAUGUCUUCGUUUGGCCGGAUAGUCGCUUUCGGCACUGGCCAGAAUGGGGAUCCCAAGGUGCUGCGUCCGCCAACGAACAGGAAGAGCAUAAACGUGUUUCAGUUCAACCUCACAGAUCUCGUCCAAGAGAGGCCGCGCAUCGUGGCAAGGCUCUUGACCCGAUGCGUAGACCUUUAUACCCAGGGCAAAAUCACAGGUCUAAAUCCCACCCACGUAAGAAAACCUAGUGACUACAACGAGAUUGUACGAUCUGGUCUCAAAGAUGUGGCGUCCGGAAGCCAGGUUAUUUCAUAUGACGAAAGCGUAUCAUUUGAGGUUGUCCCGACAAAGCGACCCCUGAAGUUGAAGCCCGAUGUCACCUAUUUCCUAGUGGGAGGUUUAGGUGGUAUUGGACGAAGACUGGCCAUCUGGAUGGCCGACCAAGGGGCCAAGCACCUAGCCUUUAUAUCCAGGAGCGGCGCCACCCGGCCAGCCGCGGAAGAAACUAUAAAGGCCCUGGAAGAUCGGGGUGUCGAUGUCUCGGUAGUACGCGGCGACGCCACGUCCCGCGAAGAACUAGCCGAUGCGAUUUCUCAGAUCAACCGGGCAUACCCGAUCCGGGGCGUGGUAAAUGCCGCCGGUGAGAUUUUCGACGGUAUGUUUGACAACAUGACGUUUGAUCGAUGGCGCAAGACCGUCGAUUCAAAGUACAAGGGCUGUCGGAACCUUCAUGAGCUUCUAAAAGACCAGGAACUCGACUUUUUCGUCAUAACGAGCUCCAUCGCCGCUCUGCUCGGCUCCACGGGGCAAAGCAACUACAGCGCUGCCAACUCGUACCUCGAUUCACUCGCUCGUCACCGCCGCGUGCGCGGCCUCCCAGCCGUCUCUUUAGACUUACCCGCCAUCGACGGUUUCGGAUACAUCCACGAGCACUCCCUGGAGCAAUCCGUGAAGAUGCGGGGUCUAUACAGCAUAGACGAGAAGGAGCUCUUGGAAGCCUUCGAGAUCGCCAUGGCGCCCCAAAAGGAGCUUCCCCCGGACAUCGACCACAUCGCCGUGGGCCUGCAGCCGCGGCGCUUCGCGCGCUCGAUGAAGAUGUCGGGGGCGCACAUCGGGCUGUCGGAGAACCCGUACUUCAACUGGCUAGCGGCGGUGAUGGAGUCGUCGUCGCAGUCUGCAAAGACGGAGUCGAAGCUCGCGUCGGCGGGCAACUCGGAGAGCAUCCUGAGCGUGAUGCAGGCCGCGGCGUCCGAGGAGGAGGCCGUCGAAGCCGUUACCACGCACGUCACCCAGAGGCUGGCGCGGCUGCUGAUGAUUGAGGUGGGACGGAUCCAGACGACGGAGCACUCGGUUGCGGAGUACGGCUUGGACAGCAUGAUCGGUGCCGAGUUCCGCAAUUGGAUAUUCCGCGAGUUCGGCGUCGAUAUACCGUUCCAACAACUGCUUGCGAGCACCCUUACUUUGUCUAAGCUAGCACAGACCCUGUAUGAGAAGGUUAACGAGGGAGGGAGUAGUUGAUUACGAGUUAUGAUGUAGGGGCGAGACUACUUCCAAAGGACAUGCCUUGAAGCAUUGGGAGGGGGGGAUGGAAGAUCAAGUCAACAGUAUUGAAGCGGCUACGCUCGAUAUCAAUUC
Messenger RNA from Daldinia caldariorum, 7212 nucleotides. Its product is annotated as ketoacyl-synt-domain-containing protein. The transcript is spliced from 11 exons. Gene Ontology annotation, biological process: fatty acid biosynthetic process; secondary metabolite biosynthetic process. Lineage: Eukaryota; Fungi; Ascomycota; Sordariomycetes; Xylariales; Hypoxylaceae. The record is from RefSeq and is a predicted model, not a curated record. Gene Ontology annotation, molecular function: fatty acid synthase activity; 3-oxoacyl-[acyl-carrier-protein] synthase activity; phosphopantetheine binding. The coding region runs from base 1 to 7095 and encodes 2364 amino acids.